Molecule: messenger RNA, 4250 nt
Organism: Branchiostoma belcheri (Belcher's lancelet)
Lineage: Eukaryota; Metazoa; Chordata; Leptocardii; Amphioxiformes; Branchiostomatidae
Product: rho guanine nucleotide exchange factor 18-like
Exons: 30
Coding region: 148-3453 (1101 amino acids)
Biological process (GO): regulation of Rho protein signal transduction
Molecular function (GO): guanyl-nucleotide exchange factor activity
Source: RefSeq, a predicted model, not a curated record
UUUCCCUUGCAGAAAAAUUUGCCGUCAAAGCCCAGCAAUACAGGACUACCCCCUCCGUACCCGUACUCAGGAGGGAGGGAAAGACCCAGGUCAGAGAUCAUCACAGGCAACAAGAGGUAUUCUGGUCAUCACAACGUUCCAGCUGGAAUGGUGAGAGGAUAUAACCAUGGCAACACCAUGGCAACCAAACCUGCCUUCCAAACUCCGAUAAACAGUAAGCCCAUCAGUGAGGAAGACCAGGACACAGACAUGGCAGGCAGCAGACUGGGGAGACCAGCCAGCCAUGGAGGCUCCAUCACAAACAUCCACGCCACCAUUUCCGAGUCCAUGGAGUCAUUAGAUGAAGGUGCAGCUGGUGUGGAUGAUCUACAAGAGGACGCUGACCUCCUGUUUAAGGGGAUGGAACCACAGACAUGGAGGGAAACUAUUGAUAACAAGACAUUAAAGAAACUCAAGUUGUCCGACAGAGACAUCAAGAGACAAAAUGCCAUCUAUGAAUUUAUGCGCACAGAAAUGCAACAUUUUAAAACGCUGAAAAUCAUGCAGAGAAUAUUUGCCCAUGGCAUGCUGUAUGAGCUGCAUAUGGAGCCUACGGUGGUUGACCAGAUCUUCCCAGCCCUGGACGACAUCAUUGACCUUCACACGACCUUCAAACAGAACCUUCAGGACAGGCACAAGGAGCAGACACCUGUCGUGGAGAAGGUCGGAGACGUCAUUUGCCAACAGUUCCAGGAUGAGAUAGGUGAGCGUAUGACAGAGGCGUACGGUGAGCUGUGCAGUAAGCAGGCUGACGCCAUCAACCUGUACAAGGAGUGGUACACCAGGGACAGGAAGUUCCAGAACUUUAUCAAGAAGUGUAGCCACAUCCCCCUGUGCAGAAGGUUUGGUGUUCCUGAGCACAUCCGCCUGGUGUCCCAGCGCAUCACCCAGUACCCACUCCUCAUCGAUGCCAUCAUAAAGAGAACCAAAGAAUCUAAAGCUGACCAUGAACCUCUAAAACAGUCAAGACAACUAGUUGUGGACCUGUUGAACAGAGUAGAUGAGAUGGUAGACGACUACAACAGGCAGCAGAAGCUACUAGAGAUCUACAACAGGCUGGAGAAGGGCCAUGCAACCUUCAAGAAUGGCAGGAAGUUCAGGAGAGAUGACCUUCUCCAUAACCACCGUAAGCUGAUCCAUGAAGGAGUCGUUGGCUGGAAAAAUGCUAGAGGAACUGUCAAAGAGGUGACAGCUGUGGUGCUAUCUGACAUGCUGCUCUUCCUACAUGAGAACAACCAGAGAUACUCCUUCUACUCACAGGACCAAAAAUCUGCUGUUAUUCCGCUCUUUAAGUUGCUGGUGCGAGAAGUAGCGAACGAGGAGCGCAGUCUGUUCCUGAUCUCGGCUAACACAGUAGAGAUGUACGAGAUCAUGUGUGUGGACGGGAAGGAGCGGGAAACGUGGAUGAAAAUUGUCAGGGAGGCAGUCAACAACUGUCCUGAGGAAGAAGAUGAAGGAAUGAAGAGUGAAACAGAGGAGGAAAGAAAAAUCACAGAAGCCAGGACAGCCAAGAUGAACCAGCUCAUAGAGGAGAUGACCAACAGGGAUCGCGAGGUCAACCAUCAACUGCAGGAGAAGAUGAAGGCACUCGCAGGACUCACCGAGCUGAUUGGGAGAGAAGACAUUGCCCAACAGCUGAAACCCACCUACUCCCUGGCCAUAGACACAGGGGAGGAGCUGCAACCCAAGAAAUGGCUGCAGGCAGCCAUUCAAGAAGCUGAGAACCUGAAGAACACGCUGUACGGCCCUGGCGGCCACCUGAGUCGCAGUGUGAGCAGCGUGGGGGAACACGGCAGCGGCUCCCACCUCUCCCCCGUCCUGCCCAAACGCAACCGGACAUUUGGGGGCUUCGAUGCCAACGCCAAGGAGGAGUCAGGCACUGGAGGGAGAGGUUCCUUUAAGAAGCGUUUCCCAGCCUCCACGCUGAACGAUGCUGAUCAGAGCAGCAGUUCUCCCGACCUGCCCAGCAGGGUGGGCGGGGCCAGCGGAGACAGACAGCAGCUGUCUCACAGCAAGUCAGACAGCGUCAGCCCCACCGAGCAGGAACACAGGUCAUUCAAGCUGUCGCUGGCUCUUCUUCAGGCUUUCUCUCUCAUCCCCCUGAGACCCAUCCUCAGUCUCCCACCCAAGGUUGGACUGGACCGGAGAGGCAGCAGUGCCAGUAGGAAAGUCCACAUGGAGGAGGACGGUCAACAGACACCCAGCGAACACAGCUCUCAAGGAGACAUCUCAGGAAGAGGUUCACCACCCCCGUACUCAUUGGUACCACCCAGCUCAGAUCACAUUUCCUCGGUCGCCAACCUGAUCGACUACUUGUGUCGCCUCCAGUCUACUAUCUCACAGCAGGACACUGCAUUGGAAAGGUACAAGGUGCAGUUGCUGGAAGCUAACGAGAGGAUAUCCAAGUACCAACAAGUCCAGGAGAAGGAGAGCAAACGGAGUGUCGAGAAGCAACUGGAGGAACUCAGACAGCUUCAGGACCACUUGAGCAGAGAGCGUCACCAGUGGGAGAAGCAGAAGAAGAGGAAAGAGCGUGAGCUUCAGAAGGAGGUGGAGUCCCUGGAGCAGGAGCGCUCCGAGUUCCAGCGCGAGAGAGAACACUUCCGUCACUCCCGCGACACCAUGGGCAACACCGGCUCCCAGGGACAGUACCGGUCCGUGUCCAGCGCCAGCUACACCGAGGAGGACAUCUGGAUACAGAGGACUACCGGCGAGGGGAGCGACAACGAGGGCUCCUCCUCCAGUGCCUUCUACCCAAGCCCGGUCUCGGACAGCGGGCUCUCGAACGAGACGCCUCCGGGCACGCUGGAGAGGCACAGCUCCUCCUCGUCCCUCUCGCGCAAGACCAGCUCCAAACACAUCCACGAAGUGCCUCCGCAUCUCAUGAGCGCGACCAAUCAGGAAGCAAUAAGGCAACGGCCAAAGAGCCCCCCGUUCAAGCAGCAGCUGCCGCUGAAGCUGGCCAGUCAGAGCAACCUUCAGCAGCAGCAGCAGGGGCUGGUUACAACCAACAAUAACGUCCGGGACGGCGUCAGGCCGACCGUCAGUCCCGGGCAGCAGCAGCAGAUGAUACCAAAGAAACUUUCGAACAGCGGCUCCGGUUCGAGCCUGCACUCGGGCGGCUCCGGGUCCAGUCUACAUUCCACGGGGAGCUCCUCCAGCCCCAACAGGGGGUCCUCUUCCUCCUCCCAGAGAAACUCUCCCCCCGGGUCCUCGCAGAGACACUCCCCGAACCAGCAGGUGAUCCCGGGGAAGCUGGUGUCCAGCACGACGGUGGUGGCGCACAGCCGGACUCACUCGCUGCCGGUGCACUCGCACUACGACCAGCACAGCCCGCCGCCCGCACACAACAACAACGAGGAGCCGCCGGUCACCACGCCCACCUCACCAGAACAGAAGGUCAUCUACUUCUGAAUCAAGGCGCUUGUGAAUGAUCUGCUGCCAGACAAGUGUUGCAUCCACCUGCAAUAUGCACCAGACCAGAUAGAGGGCUCUGCUGUCUUAGGAGAUAUGCAAGGAUGAUGAGUGGCCAAUUGCAAAGCAAAAGAAAAAUGGCAAAAGCUUCUUAGUGUUACUCCAAUAUUGUAUCAAAUGAUCGCUUAGAGAUGUGAUAUUCUGUAGAGAUGUAAAUAAUUUCGAAGUUAUAUAGUCUAAAAGUUAUACCGAUUGUAUUUUACUAUAUUAUCUUCAUGUUGAUAUGAUUUUUGUCGUUGGAUUUGAUAUGUAAAUCAUUGCAAGUCCCCUUAUUGUUUGUAUUUCUGUUCUGUGUAAGAUCGUAUUACAUACGCCCUGUAGAACUGCUUUUGGUCAACCUGUAAUAGCAACUCAAUGCAGAGGCUAGUUUUUAUUCAUAAGUUUAAUAUCCCAAUGGGAUUUAGUCUGUCAAAAACGAGACUUCAGCAUAAUGUGGUUCUGUUUCACUAUGAUGUAAUAUCCUCUAUGUUGAACCAUAUAUUAUAAUGGCUUAUCCUUAGACGAAUAAGGAUGACCACAUACUUGGCUGUAAGUGCCAGUGUACUUCAUUUUCUAAGUGCCCUUUAGUGACAAAUUUGAUACAUACUGUAGGUCUAUAGAUACCAAUCAUAAUAAUGUACACUUACAAAUGUACUUUAAUACUCACCGCAAAGACAUUGAGGAUCAAUUUUUGUUUUAAGAAUGUAGCAUAAAAGAUGCUUAAAGCUGCUUAAAAGUGUGUUAGUUGAGGUUGUACU